AUGGCUGACAAGACCAAAGUAACUGAACAGUAUUACGCCCCACCGCCGGACCUAGGGAAAUGGGAGUCGUUCAGGAUCUUUUUGUGGAACUCGGAGACGGGCCAGUUUCUGGGGCGCACGGGAUCCAGCUGGGCCAAAAUCCUUCUGUUCUACCUGAUCUUCUACGCCGUUCUGGUCGGCUUCUUCGCGGCUCUGCUGGCUAUCUUCUACCAGACCCUGGACGCAAAGAUCCCGAAAUGGCAGCUUGAAGGCUCGCUCAUUGGCAAUAACCCAGGUCUCGGUUUCCGCCCCAUGCCGGACUCUGCCAACGUGGAGAGCACCCUGAUCUACUACAAGGCCAACGACAAGGGCUCCGUUCUCAAGUGGGCCAAGGUCAUCGAUGAAUUCCUCAGUGAAUACCGCAAGAAGGGCAGCGGCAGCGGCGAGGCGGUUGGCGCUGAGAACCGAGUGCCCUGCUCCCCUACAUCAGCCAACCUUGGAGAGAAGCAGGUCUGCGAUGUGCCCGUGGACGACUUCCACCCAUGCACCCCAGCCAACCAGUACAACUACGAAGAAGCUGGACCUUGCGUCUUCCUGAAACUGAACAAGAUCUUCAACUGGGUACCCAAGCCCUACAACAACACGGAGGAGCUGCCACGCAACAUGCCGGAGGAUCUUAAAGCCCACAUCAAGAUGCACUCCGGGAAACCAGAAGCCAACACUGUAUGGGUAUCCUGUGAGGGUGAAAACCCAGCUGACGUGGAGAACAUCGGGCCUGUGCAGUACAUUCCUCGCAGGGGCUUCCCCGCCUACUACUACCCCUUCACCAACAAGGAAGGGUACCUGAGUCCCCUCGUUGCUGUGCUGUUUGAGAAGCCCAGAACGGGUGUUCUGAUCAACAUCGAGUGCAAAGCGUGGGCGAAGAACAUCAUGUACGACCGUUACGAGAGGCGCGGUUCAGUCCACUUCGAGCUGAUGGUGGACCGAUACUAAGCUGAUCCAGCGCUGGCCACAGUUGGCCACAAACUGUGGCCAAAUGUUUGCCCACACGCGGCCGGGCGCAGUCGUUCAGUGAUGGAACAGAUGUCCUUAAUUGUUUUAUUCAGACUUUAUUGAUACCUAUUAACUCAAUUUAGAGAUUUAAGCGUUUUAGAGAUAGAUGUUAGGGCAAUAGUCUCGAAUAUUACAUAUUGGCGUUUUAAAGAUCAUGAAUUUUAAUGAAAUGGAAGGACAAGGAAGGAAGAAGAAGUACGUCGCGGUAUCACACAAGUUAUGGGCAACAGAGUAAGAAAAGAUAGUUAAUAUGAGCCCAAGGUGGAUUUUAGGAAUCAUUUAAAGGGAUUCUACGUAUUUAACAAUUUGAAGUCAUAAAUAUUAUAUUGAAGACCAUGACAUGAGUAGGAGGCUGAGGAUAGAAAUAUGAGAAAAUAUGGUGAGGUCAAGCAGUGAGACUAAGAAUGAGUCUGUUUCAACACUUAGGCUAAAAGUGCCCAACGGCUGCGCCCGGCGCAGUCGGUAGGACGCAUAGCCAAUGUUUGCGCCAACUCGCGCCGCGCCAAGCGCCCGGCUGCAAUUUUAGCAAUAGCCACAUAGUCGGCGGUUUAUUUCUAUUCGUUUUAGAAUAUGCCAGAGGGCGCCACUAAGUUAAGUUACGUUUUCACGCUUCAA
Molecule: messenger RNA, 1647 nt
Organism: Amyelois transitella
Lineage: Eukaryota; Metazoa; Arthropoda; Insecta; Lepidoptera; Pyralidae
Gene: nrv3
Product: sodium/potassium-transporting ATPase subunit beta-2
Exons: 7
Coding region: 1-972 (323 amino acids)
Biological process (GO): sodium ion export across plasma membrane; intracellular sodium ion homeostasis; potassium ion import across plasma membrane
Cellular component (GO): sodium:potassium-exchanging ATPase complex
Molecular function (GO): ATPase activator activity
Source: RefSeq, a predicted model, not a curated record